AUGGGUGCAUACAUUUCAUAUCACAUAAUUCUAGAAUAUAUUCCAGUCUUUGUCAAACGUCAAAUGUAUGGGAAAGAUCAGUGCAAAAUAGACAAUAUUCCUAUACCUGAACCGAUUGGCGUCAUAUCAGCAGCUGUUUAUUUGAUUGUUAUGUUUUUGUUUAUUCCAUUUUCAGUCUAUGAAUGGUCGCAACUUGAGUCUUCCAUUCCACAUCAAAAAUUUUCAAUGUUCUUAUCUGCUCUAACAGCGAUUUGUUCGGCAGUUCUGUUGGGUUUUGCAGAUGAUGUUUUGGAUUUACGAUGGCGACACAAACUUUUAUUUCCGACACUUUCAUCGCUACCGUUGCUUCUUGUAUAUUAUGUGUCCGGAUCGUCAGCUACGAUUGUGUUACCUUCUUUGGUUCGGGUUUUAUUUCCUGUCUCGGAAUGCAUCGACAUUGGAAUUUUUUAUUACAUUUAUAUGGGUAUGAUGAUAGUAUUUUGCACAAAUGCAAUCAAUAUUUUGGCUGGAAUUAAUGGACUUGAAGCUGGACAAGCUUUUAUAAUAGCAGCUUCCGUUGUUAUUUUUAAUGCAGUUGAAUUAUUUCGAUUAGAUCAAUCACUUUCAUGGUAUCAUUCACUUUCCCUAUAUUUCCUAUUACCCUUUUUGGGAACGACAUCUGUUUUAUUAUAUUUCAACUGGUACCCAGCACGAAUUUUUGUUGGUGAUACGUUUUGUUAUUGGGCUGGGAUGACUUUGGCUUCAGCUUGUAUUCUUGGUCAUUUUAGCAAAACUAUGGCGCUGUUCUUAAUUCCGCAGAUUUUCAAUUUCAUAUAUUCAAUUCCUCAACUUUUCCAUCUUAUUCCUUGUCCGCGUCAUCGAUUGCCGAAGUAUGACAGCAAAUCUGAUACCGUUGAUAUGAGCACUGUUGAAUUCAAAGAAAAUGGUCAUGUUUUCAACCUCAUACCGUUAACUAAGAUAGUCCUUUAUUUUCUGGAUACGUUCAGUUUAUUAUACAAGGAAAUUAUCGAAAAGGAUGAUGUGAAGUAA
This is a messenger RNA of Acanthocheilonema viteae, 1029 nucleotides long. NCBI's taxonomy places the organism in Eukaryota, Metazoa, Nematoda, Chromadorea, Rhabditida, Onchocercidae. The record is from the annotation of a GenBank genome assembly.